This is a messenger RNA of Chara braunii, 6009 nucleotides long. The record is from the annotation of a GenBank genome assembly. NCBI's taxonomy places the organism in Eukaryota, Viridiplantae, Streptophyta, Charophyceae, Charales, Characeae.
GCGGCUGUCGGCGGGAGUCGGGACCGCCGGUCAUCGUGGCGAAUGCCGAAUGUCGAGUGCGAGGGCACAGCUUGCCUCAUGGGCGGCAUGGGCGGGAUGGCGGGAUGACGGGAUGACGGGAAUACCUGGAUGGGGAUGUCUGGCCUGUGAAGGGGCGCUGCACGUCCAUAAAUAAUCACUUAGACUGUACGUGACAGUCGGAAGGGCAGUUGAUUAGACGGAGGCGUUCGUCGGAAAGGUCGGAAAGUGGAGCGAAGAGCGGAAAGAUGGUAGCAAAGCGAACUUAAAAAGUCGGAUAUGGUGUCCGUGUCGAUAACCACUCGGUCGUCGAAUACAAGGAGACAAGGAUAGAGAGGGAGCUGAGCAGCAUACAUCACGUACCACGCAGCAUGGAGCCAUGCAGCAUGCACGGUUAAACGCGGUGGGUGAAUGACCGAUCUUUGCUUGCGGUAAUUUGUCGGCUUCUACGAAGCGAUUGACGACGACGGCGACGGGAUCGUACCGUUCGUUUGGGUUCGAGAGCCAACAGGUCGACUAGCCGUGUCAUCGCCGUUGCACACAAGUGGAGAGAGAGAGAGAGAGAGAGAGAGAGAGAGAGAGAGAGAGAGAGAGAGAGAGAGAGAGAGAGAGAGAGAGAAGGAUGAAUGCGCUUACGAGGAACAAGGAAACAGUGAGGUGAACACGGGCAUUGACAUGUAUUGAGUCCUGGAACAUGGGCAUUGACAUGUAUUGAGUCCUGGAACAUGGGCAUUGACGUGUAUUGCGUCCUGGAACAUGGGCAUUGACAUGUAUUGAGCUCUGGUCUCGCGGUUAGAUGCGCACGUCCACUGCCAGCAUUCGCACUCAACUCUGUGCAGGGUGUAAAUUGGUGGAACACUUUGCAUCAACCUUUUGACGUGCAGAGGAGUCGCUCCCCGCACUCCUGCGCAGGCGGAAAGGAAGCAAGCGGGAGAGAGAGAGAGAGAGAGAGAGAGAGAGAGAGAGAGAGAGAGAGAGAGAGAGAGAGAGAGAGAGAGAGAGAGAGAGAGAGAGAGAUGGAUCCGGAAAGGUCGAUACUGCAGAGGAAAGCAGCUUUGCGGUCGUCAUUUACUGUUCAAGCCAACGCUCUGAGUCGGAAGAACUUGCGGCUUCAAGCUCGUCAAUGGAGGGUGAACGCCUGUCUUGUGGUGUUCCCCCUGCUUCUCUUCGUCCUCCUCCUUGCUUUGCAGUUUCUCUUCGACAAUGUUCUUCUCGGCGGCGACGACUUCAAAUGCGGGUGUAAUCCCCAGAACAAGUCUGAGUGUGGGGUCGAGUUCUCGAACGGUGCUCAAGCUGGUUGGUGUGCCAUAAAGAACCCUCCUGCUAAUCCUGCUCUUUUGCAAAUGCCGAAUAUAACGACCGGUUUGCCUGCAGUGCCUUUCUCGACGGUCGUACCGGUUACUGCCUACAACCGGUCGUUAGCCGAUGCCAUUGGCCGUCUGCUUUUCAAGGCUGUGAAGCCUGAUGUUCUCUCCUCUGCUAGUCGAAGCUUCCUGUCCAUUUAUCCCGUUUCUCCUAACGGGCUGACUUUGACUUUACCUCUCAACAACAGGUCAGCAGCAGCAAGCAGGGGAUCUCCAUCUUUAGUCGCCGGGACAGCCAUGGAUCCGGACGUCGGCGUGCAAAUCAUCGAGCAAGCUUUCAUUGGGCAAGACGCGCCGUACACUCCUUUGUUCUUACUUAGCAGUUCUUGCGCGGCGGCGUUCGCGAACGGGAGCUCUGCCACGUGGCAGCUUCGGAAGGCUAAUCUGAGCGGAGAGGCGUUCGGUGGCAACGUGCCGUUCGUUGAUUCGUCGUCCGAGCUAAGCUUCCGCGUGGGUUGUUAUGAGGCCAAUUACACCUACUUCCCUCCCUCCUUCGACUUGGACUUCCUUCGACGGGUUUUCCCCGGCGGCGAUGGCGCGCUUAAGAUAACCGAGGGUUUUGGUAGCAGCGUCGAAGCGUACUUGUACAACAGGUACUUCUUGGCCAGACCUAGUAAACAGGAGGUAGAGGGCGGGAAGGAGUAUGUACCUGGAGUCGUAGCGGCGUACGAUUUCAAGAAUUCUUCUUCCUCCGGUGGAUUAAACCUACACGUAUGGUAUAACGACACUUACCGUUCGAGUGGUGGUGGUGGAGGUCAGCCAGACCGGAAUCUUCGACUCGCUCGGUCUUUUAAUCUCGCUACGAAGGCCUUCUUGUCGUGGGCGAAGGGAGCAAACGACAACAACAACAACAGGAAUGUAAGUGAGAGUCUGCUUUCGCUGUUGUAUGUGAAGGAGUUCCCUAAGGGAGGUACGAGCUUGCAGCUUGAUGUGAGUGCCUUUUUUGGUCCUCUCCUCUUCGUCUGGGUCUUAGGUCUCAUCCUUCCUAUCGUUUGCAACAGCCUCGUGUACGAGAAAGAGGUCCGCCUUCGCUCGAUGAUGAAAAUGCACGGGCUUGGCGAUGGCCCGUACUGGGCGAUAUCUUAUCUCUACUUCCUCACCGUGUCCAUCGUGUACAUGUUCUUCUUCGUCGCGAUGGGAAAUGUCGUUCGUGUCAAGUUCUUCACGCUCAACGACAUGUCGAUUUUGAUCGUCUUCUUGCUCGUGUACUUCAACAAUCUGGUUGCAUUCGGUUUCCUCUGGAGUGCGAUUUUCAGCUCCACGAAGACCGUCACCAUCUCCGCGUACUUGUACGUCUUCGGGUCCGGAUUGCUGGCUGAGUAUCUCUUCAGAUUCUUUCUUGAAAACCCUUCGACGUCGAGGGGAGUGGUCUUUGCCUUCGAGCUCGUGCCGGCUUUCGCGCUCUAUCGCGGCCUCUACGAGUUCGCUAAUUACUCGUUCGUAGGUAAUUACAUGUCGACGAAGGGGAUGAGGUGGAGCAAUCUGUCGGACGAGAACAACGGUGUGGGAGGUAUGAUUGGCAUUCUCGUGGUGGAGUGGAUUAUCUUCCUCCUGCUCGCGCUGUACCUCGAUCAGAUCGUCGAUACCGGAGCCGGUGUGCCUCGACGUCCGCUCUUCUUCCUCGAUUGGUGCUUCGGCGGGGAGCGAGGUAAGAAGCAGGACGGAGGAGGGAGAAAGGAGAUGGAGUUGCCCAGUUUCAUGACACCGACGGGGAGAGGUGGUGGUGGUGGGGGCUCUAGCGGCGGCGGACCAGUCGGCGAGGAUGUAGCGGCGGAGAAGCAGACGGCGAGAGCCGCUUUGGAGGGCCUUCUGGGGAAGGCGGGGGGGGGUUCCUCCUCGGGUCUGUCGAUAGUGUGCGACGAGCUGCAGAAGGUUUAUAAGGGUACGGAUGGUAAUCCCGACAAGUUCGCUGUGCAGGGGAUGUCGCUUGCUGUCCCGAGAGGGGAGUGCUUCGGCAUGCUGGGACCGAAUGGCGCCGGCAAGACGACGAGCAUCAACAUGAUGGUGGGCUUUCUGGAGCCGACCUCGGGGACGGCGCUGAUCGAGGGGAUGGACAUUCGGGGGGAGAUGUCGGCGAUCCAUUCGGUGAUGGGCGUGUGUCCGCAGCACGAUCUGUUGUGGGAAACUCUGACCGGAAGAGAGCACCUGUUGUUCUACGGCAGGCUGAAGAACCUGAAGGGGGAGCAGCUGGAGCGGGAGAUCGAGAUGUGGCUGAGGAAGAUGAACCUCUACAACGGAGGAGUGCUGGCGAAGCCUGUCAGGGCGUACAGCGGCGGGAUGAAGAGGAGACUCAGCGUGGCCAUCUCGCUGAUCGGCAAUCCGCUGGUGGUGUACAUGGACGAGCCGAGCACGGGACUCGAUCCCGCGUCGAGGAAUAACCUGUGGCAGGUCGUGAAGGAGGCGAAGAGAGGCAGGGCCAUCAUCCUGACCACUCAUUCCAUGGAGGAAGCGGAGGUACUGUGCGAUCGCCUCGGCAUUUUCAUUGACGGCCAGUUCGCGUGCAUCGGCAAUCCCAGGGAGCUGACGGCUCGGUACGGCGGGACGUACGACCUGACAGUAACGACCCCGCCGGGAGAGGAGUCGGCCGUCGAGGCGCUCGCUCUAUCUCUCUCUCACCGUGCGAAGAAAGUGUACUCCCUUGGAGGAACGCAGAAAUUCGAGCUCCCCUCGUCGGAGGUGGACCUGGCUGACGUCUUCGAUGCCAUCGAACGAGCGAAGACCAAGAUCAACAUCCAGGCCUGGGGCAUAGCCAACACCACGUUAGAGGAUGUCUUCAUCAAAGUGGCAGGAAAGAAAUAGAGAGAAUAAAACCGUCAUUAAGGCUCGUCUUCUCUGCUUUAUCACCCUCGUAAAAAAACAGCACAUUGAUUUAUUCGUUUUUCUUUUCUUACGUAUUUUAUUUUCAUUAUUAUUUGAUUAAUGCACCUGUGCUCCUUCGCUGGGUUGUCGCUUUCGCCUAUGACCGUGUCCGAGGUCGGCCACCCUGGCCCCUUUCUCGUGCGGUGAUUUAAGAGUAGGGUUUUCUCCUUCUUCUUCCUCCUCUUCUUCUUCUUUCUUCUUCUUCUUCUUCUUCUUCUUUCUUCUUCUUCUUCUUCUUCUUCUUCUUCUUCUUUCUUCUUCUUCUUCUUCUUCUUCUUUUGCUUGAUUAGGCAAUUCACGAAAUAUUUUGUGCAGAAAAAGCCGGCUUGCACGGUUUUGCUCCUCUCUUAUAUGUACAUAUGUUUUUGUUUAAUAUGAAUAUUUGAGUACUAUCUGAUUGAGAGUGCUUUUGGAGUAUUUGAAAUACCAGAAUACUAGAGCGUUUCUUGUAUAUUAGAAUACUAGACCGUUUCUUGUUGUUUCCGCUUUCGAUGGGACCAGGAUGCCUUCGCUCUCUCGUCGUUCUUGAAGGUUCUUCUCCCUCUUCUCUUUCGCUUCGCGGCGUCCAUUGUCGACGAAUAUUCUCACAAAGUCUUAUGGAUUUGCGACGAUUACUCUUGACUCCGCGCUAUUUCUGGACGGAAUUGGGUUCAGAUACAUCCAAUUAAGACCGUAAUUACCGUCAGAUGCAUUUAACUCUGUGCUAGUCAGUAUGCUCUGAGCUGGAACAUGAUGGGUGUGGACUUCGCUCUCUUCUCGUUUGUGCCUCGCUUUUCCUUUUUCAUCUUGUCGAAUUCACGAUCGCUUCCCUUCCCCUUCCCCCCCCUCCCCCUCCCUUUUCCUUUCCGCUCUGCCACGGUAGUCCUGCUGCUGUUCGGACCAUAAUUCUUCUUCUCCGUCGGCGAAGAAAUUAUUAACGACCGGUGUUAGGUAGUGUUUUUCAACCCGACACAUUCUCAAUUGCUUGCUGUCAGUUUUUUUUGAGUUGUAUUUCAAUUUCUUAUUACUGAUUUCUCUCUUGUCUGGAGCGUGGUUGAGUGUCGUCGGCUCGCCGAAGGGUUUAGGUUUAGAACACCUACCUCACACAAUCGCCGACGGGCUUCUUUAAAUUAAUACCGUACGGUUUGGCUUGGUUUAAAAAAAAAAAAAAAAAAACCUACUUUGUAUAGUUGAUGACUCACACUGGCUGUAUGGCCAUCGCUCCACUAGAGAGAAUUAUGAAUGUGUUUCGCGAUCUGAUAGCUGUGGCCAUACAUUCAAAAUGCUGGAUUAUUCCGAAUGAAUAUUUUUGACAUUGGAGACCAGAUACAUGUAAGUUUUGUAAUGGACCGAGGGGCUAUUUAUGGUAUAUAGUGCAUUUUUUGUGUCGAGGAGUAGUCUGUGUUAAAUUCCCGAGGGAUUGCGGUAAUGUCAUUUUCGUUAAACGCCCGGCGGAGGUGGAGGGGGAGAGGAGAGGAGNGGGGGGGGGGGGGGGGGGGGGGGGGGGGGUGUAUUUGAGGGGCUGUGAGAGCAAAAAAGUCCAGCCUUCAAUUGAAAUUCUAAGUCACUGUGUUGGUGGGUUGUUGGGUUUGGUACUUUUGAGGGGUCUAGUUGGUUAUAGUGUGGGGCUUUAAUUUCUGCCAGAGGUACGGCACGAUUGAUUGGAUUGAUAGGAUGGGUGUAGUUUUGGGUAUCAAUUUCUGCCAGAGGUAGGGCACGAUUGAUAGGAUUUAGGGCACGAUUGAUAGGGUGUAGUUUUGGGUAUGACACGAUUGAUAGCAUGGGUGUA